Molecule: messenger RNA, 1711 nt
Organism: Phaedon cochleariae (mustard beetle)
Lineage: Eukaryota; Metazoa; Arthropoda; Insecta; Coleoptera; Chrysomelidae
Source: the annotation of a GenBank genome assembly
CUUCAUAAAUGGUUGCCUCAAAGAACGUGUUGAUAUAAUUUUAUGGCAGGUAAUUAAUGUCCACAAAUAAUAACCGAGUAUCAUUUCCUGUGAUGUCAUUGUUCGAAAGUUGAGAAACAAUUUCAUGUAAAUAUAAGCCUCUCAGUCGAUCUCUCCAGUGUCGUGUGUAUGUCAUACACUGACAGUUGAUAUUAUUGCUUGACAUAAUAAAAUGUUUUGUCAUUGAGAAUGCAUGAUAUCCAAAUUUUCCUAUGAUCAAGAGUACAAUCGUAAUAACAUUAUGGCAACUGAACGUGAACAAGUAGGAGAUUGCCCCGAUGAUUUGGAAUAUGUGGAGGAAGAGGAAACCUUGCAAGAUAUUGCUGAAAAACUCUUGCAGAAAUCCGAUGUUCUAGAACAACUUCAAAACGAGAGAAACGUAGAAAUACUUACCGUGCUUCCUCACAGCAUCAAACGAAGAAUCAAGGCUUUGAAGAAGAUCCAACUAGAGGUUACUAACAUUGAAGCACAAUUCUUCAAAGAUGUACACGCUCUGGAGUGUACAUACCACAAACUCUACGAGCCACUCUUCGAAAAACGCAGCAUCAUUGUAAACGGUAGCUAUGAGCCUAUUGAAGAAGAAUGCCAAUGGCCUUCAGAUGAAGAGGACUUACCUGAGGCUCUAAAAGAGAAAAUGAAGAUCGUGGAUUAUCCUGAAAAUGAGACGGAGGACCAGAAAGGUAUUCCUGAAUUUUGGCUAACAAUUUUCAAAAAUGUAAGUCUACUGUCAGAGAUGGUGAAACCACAUGAUGUGCCAAUACUCACACACCUAACGGAUAUCAGAGUCGUAUGCAAAGAAGAUCCCAUGGGAUUCCUGCUUGAAUUCCAUUUUAGCCCUAACCAAUUCUUCACCAAUUCCAUCCUCAUCAAGGAGUAUGAGAUGAAGUGUUCUCCAGACUAUGAAGAUCCUUUCGGCUUCGAAGGUCCUGAAAUCUACAAAUGUUCGGGCUGUGAAAUCAACUGGAAUAAGGGGAAGAACGUCACGUUGAAGACUGUCAAGAAGAAGCAGAAGCACAAGAGCACAGGGGUGGUGCGUACAGUAACAAAAACGGUGCAGAACGAUUCGUUCUUCAAUUUCUUCAACCCACCAAAUAUUCCAGAAGAAACUAAGGAUGAAGAUGUCGAUGAAGAUCUGAGGUGUUUACUCGUUAGCGAUUUCGAGAUCGGGCAUUACAUUCGCGAGAGGGUUAUACCACGAGCUGUGCUUUAUUUUACUGGUGAAGCUAUUGAAGAUGAAGAGGAUUCCGAGGAAGAGGAGGAAGAUGAUGACGAUGACCAAGAGGAUUCUGAUGAGAAGGAGACUACGCCGAAGAAUAUUGAAGAUUGUGACUGCGAAAAACAGUGACAUAUAACUGUGCGUCAAGUUGUUUGGUACAUUCGUUCAUUUUGUUCCUCUACCUUGCUUAAAAAUUUUCUACACGAUGUUGAGUUUCGUCAUUUAUUGAAUUUCAUGGGAUUUUUGCCUUCCUGUGCAUGGUAUACAGGGUGUUUCAGUUUUUUGUAGCAGGACUUCAACAGCUUGAAGAAGACAUUUUUUCAAGAUAAAAAUCUCAAACAAACAUAUAUGCGUGGGAGCUUCGUUUCCGAUUUACAGGGUGUCAAAGUUUCAGAUUUUUUUUAUGUAUUUUGAAUUUUCUCCUACAACUUUCGGAAUGAUUGAUUGAAAUUUGGA